AUGAAUCGGUCGAUGAGUAUUGAAAUCAGUAAAGACGUUGCAGCAGUUUCAUCAGAAAGCAGUGUGCAAAAGAAUCGUAUAUUAGCUGAUGAUGAAGAGUUUUAUUGGAAUAAAUAUGGGCAACCUUUGUUUAAUAGUCAUAGUACCUUCAAAACAACUUCCUCUUCCAAAACUUUGACUAAAUCACUACUGGAUGAGAACGGAAGUUCUGAGGAUGUUCACACGUCAUCAUUUAAUAAUAACGGAUUAGAAACAGUACGAUUCGACAAGACAGACAAUGGUAAAGGUGAUGAUCACAACGGCAAUACUAUAGGAACUAUUCUAUUGACAUCAUUUCCACCGCCAAUUGACGAACCUGCACAGGUUGAUGGAAUACAACACCAAGAGACCCCCAAAAAAGAGACUGAAAAAUUAAUGAUCUCAACAGCCUCUUCCAUUACUACUGAUGCGUCGUCGUCAUCAUCAUCGGUGCAAAAAGAAGCACAAAAUAAUGAAAUUCAAACACUUAUUUCUGACGCUGUUAAAUCAGUAUAUGGAAUGGCAAAGUUAAAUGGAAUAUCCAAAGAGAAAUUCCUAGAGUUGGUGUGGGAUGCAGUAAUGAAGGAAUGA
This is a messenger RNA of Ambispora gerdemannii, 609 nucleotides long. The record is from the annotation of a GenBank genome assembly. Lineage: Eukaryota; Fungi; Glomeromycota; Glomeromycetes; Archaeosporales; Ambisporaceae.